GCUUUUCAGACAGUCGACAGGAAUACCUGUGCCAGGAUUUCUGAGCGCGAUUUGAAGUUUGCAGCCGUCAUGUUGACUGGUUUACCAAACAGAAGCUACACACACGAGGAAGUGGCUAUGCUGGUGUGGAGGCAUUUUCCCGAACAGAACCUUCACACGCUGUACAACAAUGUUGUGGUUUUACCACUGCAGAGGAGGGCUUUUGUGAUUUUCAGCAGCAGUUUUGCUUGCAUAAGAUUUCUUAGAGAUCGAAACAGGAAACGAGUUUACUUCAAAGGCUUCAUUCCAAACAUCCAUUUGCUGUUGGAGGAUCUCGGCCUUGGGUCCAGUGAGGAAUCCAUGUUCAGAUCUCUGAUGAAAUGGAGCAACAUUCAUGUUCCAGACCUGACGUCUUUGGGGGAGCGGCUGCUCGUUGUGGAGGCUUCAGGGACAAACGAGCAUAUUACGAUGAUGGUUAUGGAAGAAGUGGCGAGCAUCGCUACUUUCGCCAGCUUCCUGCCGCUUGCCAACAGGAUUUACGUGGAGAUGGCCGAGUCCAGCGGAGUCAGAAAAGUGGUGGAAAAGUUGUCAGUUCGCAAAUUAGCUCAACAGCAUGAAGCUUGGAAUCUGGUUGGACGUGUUGAAAGUUUGUUGAGCCGAAAAGAGCGACUGAAGGACUGUGAAAAAAUUGCAGUGAACCUUGAACUCGGCACCAUGAGUGUCAAACCUAACGCCACACCAUUUAAGACGAUGGACAAGAGAUCUGCAACAUGCAGUCCUCUGACAGACAUAAGUCUGAUCACAUCUCAUAAAGGAACAAGAUUCCUUCAGAUUUCCAGUGGAAGCGGCAGCAGCUUUAAAAGUCCCUCUUCUUGCAACCCAACCACCAAAGAAAUGAAAAUGUUGCAUUCAUCAUCUGCAACUGGAGACAUCCCAAAGUCUAAUAAAGACUCAUCAACUGGAUCCACAAAAAGUAGCUUGAUGUCUGGCGCCACGUCUCUGUCAGUAAAAACACAAAAAGACGCACCGGAGAAUAUGAAAUCUCAAAGUAAUCAGUACUCUUCUGCAAGCGGCAGUAAAAUUUUUCCUUCCUCUUCCUCACAGACUUCUAAGUCUUUAGAAUCUAUAAAUGAGAAAGAUCAGCAGAGCAAGAGAGAGGCUCCUCUCAGAGCACCACAAACAUCAUCUGCAUCCUCAAGUCAAAGCUCCAGUUCACCUGCAACGUCUGCAGAAACUCCUCAGUCGGAGAAACAUGGAGCUGUACUUACUUCUGCUGCAGUAGCAAAGGCUAACCACAAGGUGUCAGCAGAGAGUUGCACUGCAAAAAGUCAGUUAGAUCCUAGAGUGGAAACAUCAAAUUUGAACCAAGACUGUUUUAAAGCUGAAACACUCAAAGACGGAACAGAAAGCGAAGAAAAACUGAAGAAAAUUGACAAUAAUAAGAGGAAUCAUGUGGAGCAGAAAAAUAACCCUCUUGAUUCAAAACAUAUUGCCACCAAAGAGCUUUUGGUUGCAAUUGAAGAGGAAAAACCUCUGAGAAAAGAUGAGGACUCAAAAGUAAUAUUGGACCAGACGAUGAAAACUUCUAGUGGUGAAGAGGGAUAUACUUUACCGAUAAAACAGGAAAGUUCAGAUGAAAAGUAUGAGCCAAAAAUAAAGGAAAGCAGUUCAGAAACUGGAGAGAAGACGGAUUGUAAGGACUCUGUUCCUGAUGAAUCUCACACACAUACAUUUGUUAAUAAAACCGACAGAAGAGCCAAUCAAGAUGAAACAAAUCAAGACAAAUCGGCCAUUGUUAUAAGAACCAUCAGUCAAUCAGGGAGAGAUGAUUAUGCUGAAGAGAUUAGAAAGGAUGGCCUCGGAGUUUCUGCUCAAGAAGAAAAACCUUUGGUCAAAGACGAAGGUUUGGCAGUAAAGUCAAGCCAGAGAACUAAAGCAUCUAAAUCUGAGGAUGGAGUAAAUUCAUCACAAAAGCAGGAGAGUUCACAGGAGCAAAUUGAGACACAAUCAAAAGACAUCAGUGCAGAAAUGGAGACAGAGGAAAUGGUUUAUAAUGAUUCUGUUCAACAUAAAUCUGGUCUAAGAAGAUCUUUCAGACAAACUGCCAGACAAGCCAAUCAAGACAAAACAAAUGAAAAUAAAGCAGCUACAGCAGGAAACUAA
Messenger RNA from Poeciliopsis prolifica (blackstripe livebearer), 2142 nucleotides. RefSeq lists its product as uncharacterized. The transcript is spliced from 9 exons. Bases 70 to 2142 code for a protein of 690 amino acids. The record is from RefSeq and is a predicted model, not a curated record. Lineage: Eukaryota; Metazoa; Chordata; Actinopteri; Cyprinodontiformes; Poeciliidae.